UUGGGGGUUACUAAGCUCUUUGUUUGUAGAGAUUCAGCAACAAACCCCAAACCAUACUAAACUUAGAAGAGUGGAGGGGGAGGUGAGAGAAGAGGUAGUAGAACCAACAAAACUAGAGCCCUCCAUUUCCUUCUCAUUUAUAUAUAUAGAAUAGACUCCCUCAUUUCUCUACCUAAACUUUGAUUUUAUUCAUUUUCAGUUCUUUCCUGGAUUAGAGAAGGAGCUGGUUUUGAUUUGCAGGUAUUGAAGUAGAGAGGGGGAAGGGAAAAGUUGUGUUUCCCUUUUCUUUUUUCCCCUCUUUUUCUUUUUGGUUUGGAUUUGGUUUUGGUUUUGGUUUUGGAUUUGGAUUUGGGUUUCUCUCCAUUGCCUUUUCAUUUAAUGAGGAUUUGGGUUUAAGAGAGUGAGAUCUGAAGUGGGUUUCUUCUUCUUCCCUUAUUACACUUGUUUUGGUAUCUCGUGGGUUUCGAUUUGUAAUGGUGUGGAAGGUAAUGAGGGAGUGACUGACAGUCCAGCUCUGCCACAUUGCCUUGCGUAAUUCGGAAGACAAAUUUUGCAGAAGAGGAAAAGGGAGUGAAAGAUUCGUGCUCUUUUCGCAAAGAAAUUCCUUUAAAUCCAGGCAGAUCUAGUUGUAUUUCCUUGGGACAUUGUGGCCAAUCCAUAUCAUUGUCCUCUUCUCAGUUUCACGCUUCUGGGUUCUCUCAUCUGUGCAUUCUCUGUUCUUCUUUAACGACUUGAAAGGCGAAAAAGAAAAAACAGAGAAAUGGAAAGGCUUUCUUCGACGGCCAUUCUUCCUGAAUCGUUUCAGGGUACUAGAGAUGACAUUGCGGGGCAAUUUGGAUUCAUUUGGGAUCAGAUCAAAGCGCCUCUAAUUGUUCCACUCCUCAAGGUCGGGGUUGUAAUCUGUUUGACCAUGUCGGUCAUGCUUUUCAUCGAAAGGCUUUACAUGGGCAUCGUGAUCAUUCUUGUAAAGCUGUUUGGAAGGAAACCCGACAAACGAUACAAAUGGGAACCUCUCAAAGAUGAUGUCGAGAUGGGUAAUUCAGCUUACCCGACGGUUCUCGUUCAAAUUCCAAUGUUCAACGAAAAAGAGGUUUACCAGCUUUCCAUCGGAGCUGCUUGUGGGCUUUCAUGGCCGUCCGAUCGAAUUAUAAUCCAAGUCCUCGACGAUUCCACAGACCAAACCAUCAAGGAUAUGGUUCAACUUGAAUGCCAGAGAUGGGCAAGCAAAGGAAUCAAUAUCAAAUAUGAGGUUAGAGACAAAAGAACUGGUUACAAAGCAGGGGCUCUUAAAGAAGGAAUGAAACGAAGCUACGUGAAGAACUGCGACUACGUCGUCAUUUUCGACGCAGAUUUCCAACCAGAGCCGGAUUUCCUGUGCCGUGCCGUCCCUUUCCUUGUCCACAACCCUGAGAUCGGUCUCGUUCAAGCUCGCUGGAUAUUCGUAAACUCGGAUGAGUGUAUGAUGACUAGAAUGCAAGAGAUGUCGUUGGAUUACCAUUUCACAGUGGAGCAGGAAGUGGGAUCCUCCACCUAUGCCUUCUUUGGUUUCAACGGGACGGCUGGUGUGUGGAGGAUUGCAGCAAUCAAUGAGGCCGGCGGUUGGAAGGACCGGACCACGGUCGAGGACAUGGAUUUGGCGGUUCGAGCAAGUCUCAAGGGCUGGAAAUUCUUGUAUCUUGGUGACCUUCAGGUUAAGAAUGAAUUGCCAAGUACUUUCAAAGCCUACCGCUUCCAGCAACAUCGGUGGUCUUGUGGACCUGCUAAUCUGUUUAGGAAGAUGGUGAUGGAGAUCAUAAAGAACAAGAAAGUAACUCUGUGGAAGAAAGUAUAUGUGAUCUACAGUUUCUUCUUUGUUCGCAAAAUCAUAGCCCAUAUUGUCACCUUUUCCUUUUACUGUGUUGUAUUGCCAAUGACUAUUUUGGUUCCCGAAGUCGAAAUUCCAAAGUGGGGAGCUGUUUAUAUCCCUUGCAUCAUUACCAUUCUUAAUGCAGUUGGAACACCAAGGUCAAUCCAUCUGUUAUUUUUCUGGAUCCUUUUCGAGAAUGUCAUGUCUCUGCACCGGACCAAAGCAACCUUUAUUGGCAUUCUAGAGGCAGGGAGAGUAAAUGAAUGGGUUGUCACUGAGAAAUUGGGAGACGCUCUCAAAGCAAAACCAGCCGGUCCUAAAGCACCUAAGAAAUCUCGAUUUAGAUUUGGAGAUAGACUUAAUCUACUGGAGCUCGGAUUUGCAGCCUUCCUCUUCUUCUGUGGUUGCUAUGAUGUUGCAAAUGGGAAAAACCGCUACUUCAUAUACCUUUUCCUUCAAUCUUUCUCAUUCUGCAUCAUGGGGUUUAAUUAUGUAGGCACAUUUGUCCCCAGCUCAUAGAACGAUUGGUUAGCUGAAUACAUUGGCAAAUUCCUGUUGUUAUAUGUCAUGACAUGCCUCUCUCUCUCUCUUUCUUCUCCAAUAUAUCAUCUGUAUGGAGUUUUUCGGCAGCAUUUUUCGCAUUUGUUACUGUUUUAGCUCAUAAGAAAAAAGGCCGGUCAUUUGUUCGUGCUUGGAAGAAGCAGUUGAUUCGUGCCUUGGAGAAUUCUAUUGUGAAUACUCAAGAAGCAGGAACUUACAAAACAAAAAUGUUGUUAUGUGAAUGCAUUAUACAAAGGAGAGAAGAAGAAGAAGAAGAAGAAGAAAAAGCUAGCAGAAGCAGCAUAAGGGGGUUUGACCCAAAGUAGAUAGUGUUAACAUCUUUGCAAUGUUUGUAAUUGUGGGAUUUUGUAGCUGCAAUUUUUGUAUUCUGUUCCACCAACCCCCCCCCCUCCCAAAAUUAUAGUUUCCCUUCUCUUGGAUUUUGUUUGUGAGACAAUAAGCUCAUGGCAGGAUGGGAAAAUUAAAAUUCAUAUUUUCUUAUUUUUGCAA
Macadamia integrifolia is the source of this 2896-nucleotide messenger RNA. RefSeq names its product glucomannan 4-beta-mannosyltransferase 9-like. Gene Ontology annotation, molecular function: mannan synthase activity. The transcript has 9 exons. Gene Ontology annotation, cellular component: Golgi apparatus. The coding region runs from base 761 to 2365 and encodes 534 amino acids. The record is from RefSeq and is a predicted model, not a curated record. NCBI's taxonomy places the organism in Eukaryota, Viridiplantae, Streptophyta, Magnoliopsida, Proteales, Proteaceae.